Candida tropicalis MYA-3404 is the source of this 1065-nucleotide messenger RNA. RefSeq lists its product as uncharacterized. Bases 1 to 1065 code for a protein of 354 amino acids. The record is from RefSeq and is a predicted model, not a curated record. NCBI's taxonomy places the organism in Eukaryota, Fungi, Ascomycota, Pichiomycetes, Serinales, Debaryomycetaceae. The transcript has a single exon. Gene Ontology annotation, biological process: lipid metabolic process.
AUGGACCGUUGGUGUAAUUUCAUCUUAUUGCUUUUACAUAUUUGCUUAUUCUCAGAUUUAAUUAAUUCCUUCCCAGUUCUGGAUGACGAUCAGAUUUUUAUUGACGAAAGAAGGACUAUAAAAUCAAUUGAUAGUGACAUCUAUUCGAAUCUAUACACCUAUGCACAUCUAAUAGAUAUCUCAUAUUGUAUAUCUGAGAUAAACCGAAUCGGUGAGCCAUUUGACUGCAAUCUAAACUGUGAUAAACGUUUCCCCAAUGUCUCCUUAGUUUAUCAAUUCUACUUUGACGAUUCUGUCACUGGAUAUAUUGCAACAACAAAGUCCAAUAUUUUUAAUUAUAAUCAGACUAUAGACAGAUCAAAGAAAACUAUUAUUGUAUCCUUGCGAGGAACUCGUUCGAUUUUUGAUACUAUGGCAGAUUUGAAACUAGAUAUGAUCCCUUAUACUAAUAAUGGUGUCAAAGUUCCACUAUGUGGGCAUAAUUGCAAAGUACACAGAGGAUUUUAUGAUUAUUAUUCAAGAACAUUAUCAUUGAUACAUCCAUAUAUAGCCCAGGAAUUACAAUCUGCCAAUGAAGAGGAAGAGGAUUACGAAUUACUUAUCCUUGGCCAUUCGUUGGGUGGUAGUGUUGCGUAUCUCCUUGGUCUUUAUUAUGUGGAUUUGGGCUAUGAUAAAAUCACAUUGGUAACUAUGGGUCAACCAUUGCUAGGAAAUAGAGAUUUUGUGGAAUGGGGUGAUAGAGUAUUAGGUAGCAAGUAUGAAGCAAAGCAUAAUGAUUUCAAACGGAAAUUUCUUCGUGUAAUACAUAAAAACGAUGUAGUUGCAACGAUUCCAAAAGAUCCUAAUAUUUUUAAUCAUUACUAUCAAUUUGAUAAUCAGAUCUAUUUAAACUGUUCUGAAGAAGAUAACAGACCUACAUUACAGGAGGUUGUUGAUUGUCUGGUAGGACUUAAUGAUCAAUGCAUUGCUAAAGAUUUUCCUGUAUUUCUGUUUGCCAGACAUAAUUAUUUGAGAAUACAUAUCACCUAUUUCAGACGAAUGGGUCUAUGUGGUAUGUUGGGAUAA